Molecule: messenger RNA, 4988 nt
Organism: Pararge aegeria (speckled wood butterfly)
Lineage: Eukaryota; Metazoa; Arthropoda; Insecta; Lepidoptera; Nymphalidae
Product: 4-hydroxybutyrate coenzyme A transferase
Exons: 10
Coding region: 239-1678 (479 amino acids)
Biological process (GO): acetate metabolic process
Cellular component (GO): mitochondrion
Molecular function (GO): acetate CoA-transferase activity
Source: RefSeq, a predicted model, not a curated record
AAAUGUGCGACUUGCGACUUGCGAGAAGUUCGGAAUUCGGAUCCUGUGUUCGGAUCGGACCGAGCUGGCCGCGGGGUGUCUCAAUAGAGUCGAUGCUAGUUUGUUGUCUUUACAUAAAUUAUUAAAUAAUUUAUAUGUAAUACGUCAUCCUAUGACCUCUAGUCUACACCGUAAAAUCAGUGUUAGAUUUGUUGAUUAGUUUUUACCACUAAGUUAGUAAAUUAAUAACAGCAUAAAUAUGUCUGUGAUCGGAAAAUUUGUUGUGCCCAACGUAUCGCCGAAGAACUUCGCGAAAAUAGGCGCCGCGUUGCAAGCUUCUAAAUCAAGUAGAAACUAUUUUACAUACACUCAAGAACUAUCUCAACCAUUGGACCGGAAACCUGAGAUAUUGAGUGCAAAACAGGCUUUCGAAAAAUGUCUAAAAUCUGGACAAACUGUAUACGCCCAGGGUGCCGCGGCCACCCCGGUCCCACUCCUCGACGCUAUGACGGACGUCGGCAAGGCUGGCAAUCUGCGAGACAUAAAGGUGGUCCAUAUGCACACAGAAAAGGAAGCGAAGUAUGUCGCUCCGGAGUACAAGGAUAUAUUUAGAUCAGUUUCUCUGUUCAUGGCGGCGAACGUCCGUAAAUCGGUCGCCGAAGGUCGAUCGGACGCGAUCCCGAUCUUCCUACAGGACAUACCUAAGCUGUUCCAUCGGAAGAUCAUUAGACCAGACAUCGCUCUUAUUCAGGUAUCCCCCCCUGACCAACACGGCUAUUGUAGCUUGGGCACAUCCGUUGAUUGUGUGCGAGCUGCUCUUGUUAACUCGCAGGUUAUUAUCGCUCAAAUUAACGUCAAUAUGCCACGUACGUUCGGCGAUGCGAUCAUCCACGUGUCGCACGUAGACUACGCGGUGGAAGACAACACCCCCCUUCCGGAACACGGCGGUAAGCCCGCCAGUCCUGAGGAGACUAAGAUUGGACAACUGAUCGGAGAAAACCUCGUCGUGGAUGGUGCUACUUUGCAGAUGGGUAUUGGCAGUAUUCCCGAUGCGGUGCUGUCGGCACUGAAGAACCAUAAAGACUUGGGCAUCCACUCGGAGAUGUUCAGUGUGGGAGUCAUAGAUCUGGUGAAGCGCGGCUGCGUCACCAAUAACAGAAAGAAGUUUCACAAAGGGCGGAUUGUCGGCAGCUUUUUGGUCGGAAACAAGGAAUUGUAUGACUUCGUUGACAACAAUCCAUUCAUUGAAAUGUUGGAGAUAGACUACGUAAACAACACGCACGUCGUAUCACUUCUCCCUGACAUGACCGCCAUCAACUCCUGCAUUGAAGUUGACAUUACUGGCCAAGUGUGCGCUGACUCUAUAGGUACUCGAAUGUUCUCCGGCUUCGGUGGUCAAGUUGACUUCAUUCGAGGCGCAGCCGAGGCAGUUGACGGUCGCGGCAAACCCAUAAUAGCCCUGGUGUCCACCACCAAACGGAACGAGUCGAAAAUCGUACCUACACUUAAAGUUGGUGCUGGCGUGGUUACAACACGCGCACACGUCAACUACGUAGUCACCGAGCAAGGCAUCGCCAAUUUGUUCGGCAAGACAUUGCGGCAACGCGCCUACGAGUUGAUCAAGAUCUCGCAUCCCGACCACCGCGAAACCCUCGAGAAGGCUGCCUUUGAACGCCUAAAGUGUAUGCCCGCGCCUUAAGCGGACCAUAGACAAUUCACUGCUAAUUCGGUUGUAUCAUUGAACUCUUUUAUUAAAACUACCCUUUGUCUGUAAUUUAGACACACGUGUGUUAACUAUUUUUUCGUUACUUAUCUUAUCAUGUAAACCAUCUUUUCACUAUUUUCCAGUGUAAAGUAAGUUUUAAAGUGUACGAUAAAAUGAAUAAAAAUAUAUUACCAAACUAAAAAAGAGAUGUUCUUUAUGUAAGUGUGUUUUUAUUAUUUUUUACACUAAAAGUAAUGGAACGAUGGUUUUAACGUAAUAGGACAGUAAGUAUAACCGUCAAUGAGCAUAAUUAAUUAUCGAUAAACGAACCGAAGUUUUUUCCUAUUAAAUUAGUUAUUUAUUAAUAUGACAAAAAGCCUAAGGAAACUUUUCGCUGGUGCGUUUUUCUAUGUUCGGGUAUGGUAUGUUCGAUUUAUUUUAUUUCACAACUGAUUGGAUAGCCUGUUGUUGUUUAAUAUGCGUAGCACUUUACUGAGUGGGCGGUAUCCGUCAAUGAAGUAUAUCUAUACAUUUUAACCGCAAAAAAAAUCGAAACUUCAUUGGCGAAUGCUGCCAAAAUGAUCAUCCUAAAUUUGACAAAGCACAAGUGUAUUAACACGCUUUAUUUACAUUAAUUCUCUAUUUUCUGUGGCCUUUGUUAAGUAUUUAUAUUUUCGAUUAAACAAAAGUACCUUCCUUAUUACAGGAGAUCUCUAGAAAAGUAAUAGUUUAAAUUUAAGACCUGUCAGUUAAUUUUAAUUUAAGCCUUCUAUACAACUGAAUUAGCAGCAAUAUAGAACACGGUAGCUUUUAGUUACGGUUAUUUUCGCGGGCCUCGUUAGAUGGAAAGCUUUCCCAUAAAGAAUGUUUGCUGUGAUAGAAUAAAACCAAGAUGUAAAACGAUGUUUCCCUUUUCACCAAAGCGAACUAUGUGUAUUACAUAUUAUGAUACUAUCACUGGUUUGCAUCGUGUGUAGGAUAAGUUCCAUUGUAGGUAAUAGAUUCUUAAAACUCGUUUUGAUCUAUGAGUUUAGGAGAAAAGUUUUGGCGCAGGCAACACUUUUCUGUAUUGCCAUACCUUAAAAGUUUUUCAAACGUUUUCAUUUAAUCGUUUUUUUUUAAAUACCUCUGGAUGCAUAUGUCCCCGUGCUCAGUUUAUCCUAUUUAUCCAACAUGCAAACCUUUCAAAAAGAUUUUAGUUAUGCCUCUGGAAGUUACCCCGAGUUCUUUUCCGUUAUCCACCCUUUACAGGAUGCAAAUUUAUCUUUAUAUAUCUGCCAAAUUGACUUGACUUUAAGUCGACAAUAUUAUGCAAUAUAUUCUGCUUGGGUAAGUGAUAUGUAUAUAAAACUUAGAUUAGAUAAAUCGCUUUGUGUGAAUUGUUACAGAGCCUGGCCCCGUACCUCUUGGGGCUUAUUACCAUCGCUCAAAGCAGUGUUAUUUUAAAAUUACAUUUUAAUGUGACAUCCCUUGUCCUUAACAUCUCUAAGAGAUAAGGAUUGUAAUUCGAAAACAAGAGCGUCAACAAUGUUACAAUAAUAUUACUUAAAUCAAUGGUAGUUAGCCCACAGGUCCACAUGAAUAACAUUUGCAAUAUUUUAUGCUUAUUAAAUAAUUAGUUUAUGCGUUUUUGCGUAAGGACCCGAUAUUUAUUCAUAUAUUAAGUCAUAGUACUCACUUGCGACUGCCUGUAAGCUGUUUUUUGCCGCUUGGUUUGUUAUUCAAGUAUAAAUACAUAAAUUAUAAAUUAUUUUAAUCUGUGUGGAUAGGUUUUGCUUAUUGGUUUUAUAAGGUGUGGUUAAGGAAACAUAGGUGCUUUUUUAGGCCAUAGUGAUCGCACUAUGGGCUCGGCUAGUAACAAUAGACAAUAAUUGUAUUACCAUAAGUAUUGAUUAAUUUUGCAAUUUGUAAAGACCAGAAUACAACCGUUUUCGAAGUAACCAAUGAGGAUACAAACACUAGAUGUAACCGUAACAAAAGGUUGCUAAAGCGGUCUUGGCCUUAGGUCACGUGUAAGUGUUACCAGUAUAGUAAUUUAUCUUGAGUCUAGUAGUUUCAACACUGUUGCUUUAGGGGCUUAGAAUAGAGAGUUCUGUUAUUCUAAGAUUAGAAGUAACUAGUAGUAUUAGAAGUAACGGUAUUCUAUUUUUGAAAAUUCGAAUUUAAAAAUGCAUUUGAAUUGAAAAGCAACAGCAAUGCUGGUGAUAAAAUUCCGAGAAAGUUAUCUGUUUCCUAUACAGAGUUCGGAAAGGGGAUUGUCUGAUUUAUUCAGACACUACUAUAAUCUUGACACGAAACUGAAUCAAGGCCUCGCCUUCUUUAUCUACAGAUAGAUGAGUCAUAAAAGUUCUAUUUUCAAGACUGCGGGUUGGUGGGUAUGGCCUUCACCACUUCCUGUCUGCGUUAGCUUAUGUUUAAUUUCAAAGAAGCGUCGUAUUUAUCGUAGAGAUACAGGGAGUGCUAAAAAGUAUCGAUAGAGAAAUAUGUAUUAACAUCGAUUCACAUAUAUCGAAAAAGAAGCAAUCGGUGAAACGUUCUAAAGUAUUGGUAAUCUAUAAAAUUGUAUUGUUUUUUUUCCUUUACUAUGCUUCCAGCAGUUUCAGUUUAUAAAAUAUUAUAUUUGGUUAUUUUUGUCAAAUCGAUGUAUUGACAUAAUAAAUACAUCAUUGUUCUUAGAAAAUAAGUCCCGAAUGUUGUAAAACAAAGUGAAUAAUUCUAAAUGAUAUAGUGUCAUUUUAGAGAUUUACAACUUUGGAAUGAAAAAUAACCAAAAUUUUUGGGUGUAUUUAAAAGAUAAUUUGAAUCGAUGCAAAUUAAAUCAAAUUUUCCAUGAUAGUUUUUGUAAAAUUUCUUGUAAAAUCCAAGAUAUCAAAAUAAUAAUAAAUAUUUUUUUUGUUUAUUUAAGCCAUUUGUGUUUCGCUUAUUGUUAAUCGAAUUAAGAGCAGUCUGCAAGUCUAAUUCAGCCCUCGUCGAUUGUGUGAUUUGUUGCCAUUUUUUGGGGAUAUGUGGAGUGAUGGCAGGCUACUCAGAAACUUAAUCAAAUGGCAAGAUUUUUUAGAUGAACCCAAUAGCAUAGCCAUUACCAUUGUUCUACGUGUUUUAUUUCAUUUUAGAGUUGUAUACCUCUGAAAAACAGACUUUUCAUAUUAUUGCAUUACCUUUACACCACAGUAUAGAUUUAAGCAUGAUAAUUGAUUUGCUAUAAAUAUUUUCUUUUUUAGUGUAACCAUCGGUCGAUAUAGUCCGUUUUUUAUAUUAUAUUUGUUUUAGUUUUAUAAUCUGAAUAAAACUUAUUAUUAUCGAU